This is a messenger RNA of Symbiodinium natans, 705 nucleotides long. NCBI's taxonomy places the organism in Eukaryota, Dinophyceae, Suessiales, Symbiodiniaceae. The record is from the annotation of a GenBank genome assembly.
AUGCUUCUCCUCGCGGCCUUCCUCGUUGCAGAGACCAUGGCCGUCCCGCUUGCGAAUCAAGCAGAGCCUCAAACUUUCUCCGAGGUGUUCUGUGCGGAGAGCCCGUGGAUGUGCUCCGACACGAUCGAUUGCCGAAAGCCUGACGGUGAGAUCCCGUCCCCCGAGGAGGUAAUUCAAGAGCUUGCAGCAUUGGUGGAGAAAGUCACAAAAGAGCCAAACACGCCAAAUAGGAGGUCGUGGUGCUUCACAAACUCGGCAUACUGGGACCGCGUGGUGAGGAAAUGCAUCGUCGAGGGCGACUUGAAAGCCGCCGCCCACGAGCAGUUCCGCUGGUCAGUACUGAUGCACCCGCUUGAUGAGAUGGAUGCAAGCUACUGUUUUCUCAUGGGCCUCUGCCAGAAUGAGGAGGUGACCGAAUCGACGACUCCCGAGGAAGCUGUCGAGAUCUGCAAUCGGCGAUUCCCCGAGCCUGGGGGCUGGCAGAGCGUAGGCUUCCACAACGCACCAACGACGGUCCUGGACUUCAACCCUCGGAGUGUGGACACGUACACGCACUUCAAUACCACUGAGCAGGUGGAAAGCUAUCUGAAGUUGGCCUGUGCACAGGGCAACUACCACUGCGACGUGAUGUACUGCAAGGAGACCUACUGCAAGACCGACUACUACUACCAGAAGUACAAGCACUACUUGCCAUCGCCACCUUAG